Sitophilus oryzae (rice weevil) is the source of this 1269-nucleotide messenger RNA. RefSeq lists its product as uncharacterized. The transcript has 2 exons. NCBI's taxonomy places the organism in Eukaryota, Metazoa, Arthropoda, Insecta, Coleoptera, Curculionidae. Bases 25 to 1161 code for a protein of 378 amino acids. The record is from RefSeq and is a predicted model, not a curated record.
UAUAAUCGCGACGUAAAAGUGUUAAUGAUAAGUUCUGUAUCAGUACUUCUUAAAACAAAGUCUUUCUCGGCAGCUGGAAAGAAGAGACUGGUUCCUGGGAAAAUGUUGGGAAAAUUCUUGUUUUUCACGGUGGCCUUUUUGGGUAUACUUAACCAAUCAUGUGCCACUCCAUUAACCAAAGAAAUCAGUCUGUCGUCGAUUCAACCCAAGAACACCGACCUCGCCGAGCUGAUCCUGAAACAACUCAUAGCUGAACCGAAACAAACCCUAGCUUCGCUUGCUCAAUUAUUCGCCACCAAUGAAAACCCUCAAGUUUCCGACAUCCUGGACAUCAUAAACCUCAAUUUUCAGUCUAGAAUGUUUGUUCUUAAUGGAGACUACAUAGAACUGAACCCCUUAGCUUUGAAUCAAUUUCUUUCAUCCAAAUCUUCAGAUUUGGUGAAGGUUUUGUUUCCCCAGGAUCCAAUCAGGCAACUGAUGGCACAAGGUGUCCUCCAGGUUCCCUUACAAAAGGCAGUCGAAGAUGCACUUCCUGAAAUCGAAGCCAAGAGAAUUCCAGUUGAAAGAAUAACAUCUCUGUAUCCCGUUCAAGAUCGCAGCCUUCUAACCAGAGAUUCAAUCAUCGAUGAGAUCUACAGCGCAAUCAUUUCAAGCAUUCAAAACGCCCUUUGCGAAACUGUAGUUGAUUUCCUCGUUGAUGAAAUAGAAAAUAUUAUAGACAGUAUUUCAUCGAUCCUCAGCUCUUUGGAAGAUACAAACAUUACCUUUAUCGACGAUUUAGUUGAUGAGGCACAGUCUAUUCUAAGUAACGUCAGCAGCUACGUUUCUUCAACUCUAAGCGAAUUGGCUACAGAUUACUGCACUAAUAUCACGAUAAGCAGGAAACGCAGGGACUUGAUGGAAGUAGAAGGUCGGGAAAUAGAACUGUAUGAUUUAGAAAAGAGCGUUCAUGUUGUUAAGAGAGAUACGGCUUUAAUCAAUAUACUGUUGGCAUUAUCAGAUGUUAUUGGAUCCUUUUUGGUAUCUACACUCAAUAGUAUACUAAAGGCAUUGGCUGGUUGGCUCAUAUCUUACAUCGAAAGCAUAAUUGAUUCAUUUUUAGAGGAUACUGUUUUGUCGGCAAUCGAAAGUGUGAUCGAUGUGAUUCUUUCUACUUCUUAAUUAAAGCAAAUAUUGUAAUAUACUAGUAGAAGUAACUGGACUUGGUACUAUGUGUGGAUUAUUUAUUUGUAAAUCAAUUUGAAAAAUAAAUUAUGAUAUAGAUGUGAA